AUGACGAUGCUUUUCAUCUCCUUGGUCUCCUUCAUGGCGUAUUUGUACUAUUGGUUUUUCAUCGUAUACUCAGCCGCCUCGGGCGCCGGUUCGUUCAUAUCGUCCAUCUUCGAUUGCCUGUUUGACUCCGGCAACGCCGUUAUUUCCAUUUUCACAUUCGACUGGGUUCGCAUGAUCGGCAUACCCUGGUUCGGCCGUGCGACGGUCGUUGCGCCAGUCAUGUCUAACUUUACUGCGUUCUCGUUCUCCUUUCUUUUCGGCGUUCUGGCGCUUCAGCUAUUCGGUAAUCUCGUCUAA
Messenger RNA from Penicillium paradoxum, 297 nucleotides. RefSeq lists its product as uncharacterized. NCBI's taxonomy places the organism in Eukaryota, Fungi, Ascomycota, Eurotiomycetes, Eurotiales, Aspergillaceae. The transcript has a single exon. The coding region runs from base 1 to 297 and encodes 98 amino acids. The record is from RefSeq and is a predicted model, not a curated record.